AUGAACUUGAUAGCUUAUGAUAUGUGUCUGGAUUUCAAAAUCGAUUUCACUGUCACUUCAUAUAUGUGUUUCCUUGAUUUAUUGAUCGAUGAAGCCGAAGACGUUAAAGACCUGAGAGACGCCGGCAUACUAUACAACGGGUUGAGGAGUGAUGAAGAAGUGGCUAGGCUUUUCAAUAAGAUGAACACUGAUUUGGUUCCUAGUCCGAUGAUUUACGGUGGGGUUAAACGGAAAAUACAUAAUCAUUACUUAUUAUGCCAUACAGCAACCAAAUCCACGGAGGAAGGAGACCGCGCCGUCGGAGGAGUUUCCACUGAUCAAACAAUCAUCAACAACAACACCAACAACGAUUCCGUGAGCAUUGAUAUAGAGUGUACGGACGUCGCUCUCAGCAGUGGCGAAUUAGCGAAUCUCCGGUCAUUAGACAAAGCUUUGGACGGCGGCCAACCCACCCUCAGAGACAAACCAUUGAUACGAAAAGUCCCGUCUACCCUUCGCCGUAAGGAAGGUUUCAAGAAGUAUUUCAAGCCGAAAGUGAUCUCAAUCGGCCCACUCCACCACGAUGAUCCCACCCUCCAUGAAUCCAAGGAGCUCAAGCUCAAAUUAGCAGCAAAUUUCUUCAACAACAUUGACGUUCAUAAGGUUUCCUUGUACAGCAACAUGAAGAAAGAGAUCGAUAGCUUAAAGAAAUGCUAUGAUCCACAGGAAUUAGAGAAGUAUAGCGACGAUGACGAGAAACUGGCUUGGAUGUUCUUCGUUGACGGCUGCGCAAUUUUACAAGCAGUUUAUUUGCGUUACAGCCAUGAUUGUGAUCGUAAGUCGAAAUUGUUUAUUAAAAACGAUUUGCUGACAUUUGUGUACUCGGAUCUGUUCUUGUUGGAAAACCAAUUACCUUUUCGUGUUCUUGAAUUGCUUACAAACUCGGGGGAUGGCAAAAAGUUCAUGUAUGCAAUCAUAAGGUUCAUCGAGGAUACUGUUAUCAACCCAGCAGAGAUGAAAGAGCCACAACCACAUCAGCAGGACAGUUUCAAACAUAUCUUCUUCGUCGGGAAAUUACGGUUACCGCCGAUCACCGUUGAUGAUUCAACCAUGAACUUAAUAGCUUACGAAAUGUGUCCGGAUUUCGACAACGAUUUCACCGUCACUUCAUAUAUGUGUUUCCUUGAUUCAUUGAUCGAUGGAGCCGAAGAUGUUAGAAAACUGAGCGACGCCGGCAUACUGUACAAUGGAUUGGGGAGUGAUGAAGAAGUGGCUAAGCUUUUCAAUAAGAUGAACACUGAUUUGAUUCCUAAUCCGAUGAUUUACGGUGGGGUUAAACGGAAAAUACAUAAUCAUUGUAAGAAUAUGUGGAUUAAUCAUGCAGCUCGAGCUUAUAAUACUUAUUUUAGUAUUCGUUGGACGUUUUUGGCAUUUGUGGGUGCCAUUGCUUCACUUUUUCUUAGUGCUUUGCAGGCUUAUUAUACCAUACAUCAACGAAAGUAA
Messenger RNA from Gossypium arboreum, 1482 nucleotides. RefSeq lists its product as uncharacterized. Bases 1 to 1482 code for a protein of 493 amino acids. The transcript is spliced from 4 exons. Lineage: Eukaryota; Viridiplantae; Streptophyta; Magnoliopsida; Malvales; Malvaceae. The record is from RefSeq and is a predicted model, not a curated record.